CCACCAUCGCACGAACCAACCGCUAGGAAACUUCAUCCCUUCUUCAUCUCCCCGACACCGCCGCUGCUCUGCGCCGCCGCCACCGCCGCCGCUCCACCCCGCUUCCUCGAGCCGCUGCGCCGCCGUCCCACCCCGCUUUCCCGAGCUGCUUCGCCUCCCGCCCCAAGCCUCCCCCGCCGAUCUAUUUCUCCAAGCCGUCGCCGUCCCGAUCUCCUCCGGUGCCCGCUGCUCUGCGCAGCCGCUCCGCCCUGGUCCUGCGAGCUGUGGAGGUGAACCUGUUGGUGCCCUUUGUCGAGCCCUGCGCCUCCCCGACCAUCGUCGAUCCAUUCCCUUGCCUCGACCGCCGCCUGACGCCGACGAGCUCCCGCUCGGUCCACCUCUGCCACAAAUUGACGCCACCGUUGGUGCCGCCGCUCCACCGCCUUGCCCACAAGCCUGAUGCCGACGAGCUCCCCGCUCGGUCCUCCUCUGCCGUCCGCAGCUGCCGUAGUCCACCACCUCGCCCACAAGAUGAGCGGCUUGUUCGAUGAUUCGUCAACUGAUGACGAGUUUGACAUGUGCGAAGAGGAGGAUAUUGCUAUAAUCUUGGCCAUGCACAAGAACAAGCGGCCGAAGCACGGUGGCUCCGUCUUCGGCUAUGAGAAGCUGUGGAGGGAGAGGAUUGAUGCGCACAACCGGUUGAUGCGGAGCUACUUCAUGGAGAACCCCAUUUAUCUUGAGAGGUACUUCCGCCGCCGGUUUAGGAUGGGCACCAAGUUUUUUGCACACAUUGCCGAGAGUGUGAAGAAAUAUGAUCGUUUCUUUGAGCAAAGGAGGAAUUGCGCCGGAGAGCUUGGCCAUAGCACCUACCAAAAGGUCACUGCCGCAUUGCGGAUGACGGCAUAUGGCAUUCCGGCAGAUCUUGUUGAUGAUCAUUUGGCAAUGGGUGAGAGCCAAGCCAUCAAAUGUGUCAAAUGCUUUGCAGUAGGAAUUGUGAGAGUGUUUGGAGAGAGUACUUGAGAGCUCCCAAUGCUCAAGACACGGCGAGGCUCUUGGGGAUCAACAAGGCUCGUGGGUUUUCAGGUAUGCUUGGGUCCAUUGAUUGCAUGCAUUGGAGGUGGAAAAAUUGUCCUGCAGCAUGGCAUGGACAAUUUCAAGGUCAUAAAAAAGAUUUCACUAUUAUACUAGAAGUUAUCCAUGGAUGAGUCUUGGUUUUGGCAUGCUUUCUUUGGAAUGCCCGGCUCUUGCAAUGACAUCAAUGUUCUCCAACGAUCACCACUCUUUCAGAAGUUAUCCAUGGAUGAGUCCAAGCCGGUGGAGUUUAAGGCAAACGGAAACACAUACAACAUGGGAUACUACCUUGCGGAUGGGAUCUACCUGAAGUGGGCAACUUUUGUGAAGCUGGUUGUACAACCCAAAGGUAAGAAUCAAGUUAAUUUUCAUAGUGCACAAGCGGCGGCUAGGAAAGAUGUAGAGAGAGCUUUUGGAAUUUUGCAAGCCCAAUUUGCUAUUGUGAGAGGGCCUGCUCGGUUUUGGGACCAAGAGAUUCUUUGGUACAUCAUGACCGCUUGUGUGAUCAUGCAUAACAUGAUCGUUGAUGACGAGCGUGGGCAAGAUUUGGACUAUAGUUACUAUGAGUUGAUGGGUCGUCUCGUGCGUGUUCAAAAAAAUGAAGAUUGAGUGGCCAAAUUUCCAGAAACCUAUGAAGAGAUCCGAGAUGAGGGUCAACAUGUCAAACUUCAAAACGAUCUCAUGGAAGAGUGGGGGUCUUGGUUUGGCCAAGAAAGCCACUAGAUUAUGUUGUUGUAUGUGAUGAACUUUGUCUCUUAUGUUGUCGUAUGUGUUGAACUUUGUCUUCGUAUGCUCAUUGGUGGGCUACUUGAACUAUCUGUGAAUUGUAACGAACUAUUCGGUACUAUUUGUGAUUGAUGUAUUUAGAUUUAUUUGUUGAUACUCAUGUUGUUUGUUGCAUAUAUAUGUUUGCAAAUGUGAGAAGAAAAUAAAUUGUGUGGCGCCCUAUUUUACAUCAUCUUGAUUUUUAUCAGUGUCCUAUUUUACAUCGUCUGAAAUGGCUUUUUUAUUUUAA
Messenger RNA from Brachypodium distachyon (stiff brome), 2065 nucleotides. RefSeq lists its product as uncharacterized. The transcript has 2 exons. Lineage: Eukaryota; Viridiplantae; Streptophyta; Magnoliopsida; Poales; Poaceae. The record is from RefSeq and is a predicted model, not a curated record. Bases 439 to 999 code for a protein of 186 amino acids.